GCGUCCAUGCUAUGCCCCUACAAUCCAACCCCUCGUACGAAGGAACUAACCCCCCACGUUUCUUCUUCCGAAUUCCACAUUCCAAUUCUGCGUGUCUGGUUCGGGCGAUGAGCUUCUAGAAUCUCCGCCAUGGCCAAACCCAAAGCUCCGAGACGAACGCUGGACUCCUACACCGUCAAACCCAUCAACAAAACCAUCAGAGCCGGUGACUGCGUCCUGAUGCGGCCGUCGGAGCCGGGGAAGCCGUCGUACGUGGCGAAGAUCGAGCGCAUCGAGGCCGACAGCCGCGGCUCCAACGUCAAGGUCCACGUCCAGUGGUACUAUCGGCCGGAGGAGUCGCUUGGCGGCCGGAGGCAGUUUCACGGCUCCAAAGAGGUCUUUCUCUCCGAUCACCACGAUGUUCAGAGCGCCGACACCAUCGAGGCCAAGUGUACGGUCCACACCUUCAAGAGCUACACCAAGCUUGACGCUGUUGGAAACGACGAUUUCUUCUGUCGUUUUGAGUAUAAUUCCUCCACUGGGGCUUUCAAUCCCGACCGUGUUGCCGUGUAUUGCAAAUGUGAGAUGCCUUACAACCCGGAUGACCUCAUGGUUCAGUGUGAAGGUUGUAGUGAUUGGUUUCAUCCUGCUUGUAUAGACAUGAAUAUACAGGAAGCCAAAAGACUAGAUCACUUUUUCUGUGAAGGCUGCUCUUCCGAGGGUCAAAAGAAAUUGCAGAAUUCCCAUACUGCUUCCAGACACCCUGAUACAAAGGUGGAUACAAAACGGCGUCGGAGGUGAUAUUGUAUAUACAAGUCAAUCUGAUAAACUAGAGGUUGUGGCCUUCUGAUCAUUGGUAGGGCUUAAGCAAGCACGGAGACGGGAGACAUGUCUUGCAUCACAAAUUGUGUAUCUAUGAGUUAAUUGGAAGACGAAAACUAGCUUGAAAACCUUUAUAUGUAAUUAAGUAGAUCCUCUAUCUAUUUAAGGUCGAGGACGUGUAUGUAUGUAUGUAUGUAGUUAUGGAAUGUAGAAAUGUGAAUAUUCCGAACGCA
Molecule: messenger RNA, 1034 nt
Organism: Pyrus x bretschneideri (Chinese white pear)
Lineage: Eukaryota; Viridiplantae; Streptophyta; Magnoliopsida; Rosales; Rosaceae
Product: chromatin remodeling protein SHL
Exons: 5
Coding region: 130-780 (216 amino acids)
Molecular function (GO): chromatin binding
Source: RefSeq, a predicted model, not a curated record